Messenger RNA from Nezara viridula (southern green stink bug), 1344 nucleotides. The record is from the annotation of a GenBank genome assembly. NCBI's taxonomy places the organism in Eukaryota, Metazoa, Arthropoda, Insecta, Hemiptera, Pentatomidae.
AUGAUCUUAGUUAUUUCUAUCGUUAUUGGUUUCAUCAGUACUCCAACUUUAGGAGAAGGAGUUUCCACCCUAACGGCCAAAACUUUAAACAACAGCGCCAAUGUCAGGACUGUUCUCUUCAGGGACACGGAUACGUGCAAGGUGUGUUGGAGUAAAGAAGAUUUGAACUUAUUGGUCGCAAGGCGUCUAGUACAAGAUUUAAUCCCUCGAAAAAUCCCGAGAGAUUUUCCUGCUCUCUACACAUAUCUAAAAGAUGUCAUCGAGACGGUCAAAGCCAAGUCUAAUGAGAAAAACCUGCAUACAAUGCUGUUGGCUACUUAUGAUGCACUCGGUGGCUAUCUUCACGCCAUUGCGAUUCCCAUCUUAAAUGAAGCAUUCUAUGCUGGUAAUGUUGACUUUACAACUACUUCAAAUCUUCAUACUUUGCUCGGUACCAUGAUGGCAUUUCUUGGAACUAAUGGAAAUGGAUGGGCACCGCCUUGUGACAUGAGGAGGAUUCCUACAAAAGUUGCUGCUCUUCCAAUAAGGAUGUGUAAAACAGUUGAAGCAUGUGAUGCAUUUGUCAUCAAUAACCGUAGCAGUAGCAGUAGUGUGGGGUCUGAUGAAUGUGAGCCAGGCAGUAGCUCCGGACCCUCUCAAGAAUCGAAGAUACAGAUCCCAUUUCUAGACGAUAAUGCAUAUCCCAGUGCUAUUGCGGUGCCAUUAAAGGAGCACCCUCUGUUUUCUCUUAUGUCUGAAUGUGCAGUCAAUAUUGUACCCAAGUAUUAUAUUUUAGCGAUGAGAUGUUUGAGUUCGCCCAGUUAUUCAAAUAAAGAUAUUAUAAAUUUUAACAGACAGCUUCAUCGAUGGAUAAUUGCAACAGUUGUUCCUCACUUACACGAAAUAGAACGGUGGUAUCCUGGAUUUGGAAGUAUAAUGAGGGUUGUUGAAACAAUGAACCAAAGAGGUCUUGCUUCUACUGAAAUAAUCAAGAUAGACACUAAAGAAAGCAACAGAUCUGUAUGUAUUGAUUUGCCUCCGAGUUCUGUUUGCUCGUGGUCUUUCAACGUGGUACCGUGGUUGAUAAUAGCGGCCAUUGUUUUAAUUGCAUUAAUAAUUGCUAUUUGCUGCGUAAGGUGCUGCAUCAACUGCAUUCGCUCGAGGCGAAGUAAUGAAGCUGAUGCGAAAGGUGCCUAUUGUCAAGACCAUUUUACGAACACGCUAGUUAAUCUAUACUGUGGAAUAAAAGGAAGGCAACCACCUUUUGAAGGAGGGGAAACAUCUCAAGGCAGAUCUAGAAGAGGAUUCGGUUCAUCGGCACCAUCCUACGAAGGUGAAUCAUCUGAUGAUUAUGAAACUGAAUGA